Funneliformis mosseae is the source of this 573-nucleotide messenger RNA. The record is from the annotation of a GenBank genome assembly. Lineage: Eukaryota; Fungi; Glomeromycota; Glomeromycetes; Glomerales; Glomeraceae.
AUGAAAAGUUCAAGUGGCUUAUCUAGUUCUGAUACUACAUAUUUAUCCGUAAUAUCAGGCGUAAAAAAUAAUAAUUUGUUAGGUAAUAAUCUUCAACUAUUGUCUGGUUCUGGAUUAACUUUUGUCAUGAUCGAAGAAACUCUUGGUGAUGGUGAAAAAGUAUUAGAUCUUCAAGAUGUUAGUGAAAAUCACCCUCAUAUUAAAUCAAGAUCAUCAUCUUAUAGUAAUAUUCAUAAUGAUUUCAUACGUCAUGAUAAAGAGGCAAAAAAUAUAAGUAGAAAAAAUUCUUUGGCGAAUAUAAUGGAUUUUGAGGGGAAAAAGAAAGAGCCAGAAGAAGAUAUUGAAGAAGAAGUUGAAGUUCCCAUCAUUGGCAAUUAUGAAGCAUUAGCAGCACUUGAAAAAAUAAUUAUGUAUGUUGAACAAAAAGCUGAAAAAAUUCAAUUUCAAAAAGACCAAAUUCAGGCAAUAAAAAAAUUGCGAAAGGCUAUAGAACGAGAAGAAUUUUAUUCCAAGCAACAAGUUACCUUAGACUCUUUUGUAGGAAUGGAUUUGACAGGUGAGAAAAACGAAUAG